UUCAAAGUCGCGAGUGGCCUGUUUAGCGCAGUAAACCGUCGACUGCGACCGAGGAACUCGAUCGUGUUUGUGUUGGCGAUGGCGCCGCCGACGACUGCCGCAGAAUCAGCGUACAUUUCGCUGCGCCCAAGCUACAAGAACAAGCCAACGACGACGAAAAUGAAGCAAAUCAUUUCGGCAGUGCUCCAAGAAAAGCUCGACAACACGGCGUACCAGUCGGACAAAGCGUCGCAGCUGACGAAGGAGAUCGCGGACACUGUCAAACUCCAGCUAAAGGCAUGUGAGUUCCCUCGAUGCAAGUACGUGGUCCAAGUUGUCAUCGGCGAGCAACGAGGAGAAGGCGUGCGCAUGGGGUGCCGAUGUUUCUGGGACGCCGAGACGGACUGCUAUGCUACGGAAACGUACACGAACGAUAGCCUGUACUGCGUCGCGACGGCUUUUAGCGUGUAUUUGUAUUGAUCUUUGAUAAUCGAACGUUGCAGGAGAGUCGAGUUUGCCAAGCUCUG
This is a messenger RNA of Aphanomyces invadans, 506 nucleotides long. RefSeq lists its product as hypothetical. The record is from RefSeq and is a predicted model, not a curated record. Gene Ontology annotation, molecular function: dynein intermediate chain binding. Gene Ontology annotation, cellular component: cytoplasm; cytoplasmic dynein complex. The transcript has a single exon. Lineage: Eukaryota; Oomycota; Saprolegniomycetes; Saprolegniales; Verrucalvaceae. Bases 79 to 459 code for a protein of 126 amino acids. Gene Ontology annotation, biological process: microtubule-based movement.